This is a messenger RNA of Antechinus flavipes (yellow-footed antechinus), 2206 nucleotides long. It is a transcript of the gene FAF2, whose product is annotated as Fas associated factor family member 2. The record is from RefSeq and is a predicted model, not a curated record. NCBI's taxonomy places the organism in Eukaryota, Metazoa, Chordata, Mammalia, Dasyuromorphia, Dasyuridae. The coding region runs from base 156 to 1538 and encodes 460 amino acids. Gene Ontology annotation, cellular component: endoplasmic reticulum. Gene Ontology annotation, molecular function: ubiquitin binding. The transcript is spliced from 11 exons.
UAGCCGCCCCACCAGCAUUAGGUAGCCGCCGCAUAAUCGCGAGCCCGGGACUAGACAGCCCACGGUGGCGGCCCGGGACCGGAAGCGGGUACGGAUGAGGUCAUUUCCGGCGGGUGACGGUGCGGACGGGUCAGAGGCGUAGAGGCGGCGGCAAAAUGGCGGCGCCUGAGGAGCGGGACUUAACCCAGGAGCAGACGGAAAAGCUGCUGCAGUUCCAGGAUUUGACUGGUAUCGAGUCUAUGGAUCAAUGUCGUCAUACCCUGGAACAACACAACUGGAACAUAGAGGCAGCUGUACAGGACAGACUGAAUGAGCAAGAAGGUGUACCAAGUGUCUUCAACCCACCUCCAUCCCGACCCCUGCAGGUUAAUACAGCUGACCACAGGAUCUACAGCUAUGUUGUUUCAAGACCACAACCAAGGGCAAGUUAUUUUGCAGCUGGGGAUAUUCUUUCUCCAUUUCACAAGGGAUUACUAGGAUGGGGUUAUUACUUGAUUAUGCUUCCAUUCCGAUUUACCUAUUACACAAUACUUGAUAUAUUUAGGUUUGCGCUUCGUUUUAUACGUCCUGAUCCUCGAAGUCGGGUAACUGACCCUGUUGGGGACAUCGUUUCAUUUAUGCACAUAUUUGAAGAGAAAUAUGGGAGGACACAUCCUGUCUUCUACCAGGGAACAUAUAGCCAGGCACUGAAUGAUGCCAAGCGAGAACUUCGAUUUCUAUUGGUCUAUCUUCAUGGUGAUGAUCAUCAAGAUUCCGAUGAUUUUUGUCGCAAUACUCUUUGUUCACCUGAUGUCGUUUCGCUCAUAAACAAUAGGAUGCUUUUUUGGGCAUGUUCCACAAACAAACCUGAAGGAUACAGGGUGUCCCAGGCUUUGCGAGAGAAUACAUAUCCAUUCCUAGCUAUGAUCAUGUUGAAAGAUCGGAGAAUGACGGUGGUCGGUCGGUUAGAAGGUCUCAUUCAACCUGAUGAUCUCAUUAACCAACUGACAUUCAUCAUGGAUGCAAACCAGACAUACCUGGUGUCUGAACGCUUAGAGAGGGAAGAGAGAAACCAGACCCAAGUGCUGAGACAGCAACAAGAUGAAGCCUACUUAGCCUCCCUCCGGGCUGACCAGGAGAAGGAACGGAAAAAGCAAGAGGAGCGUGAGCGGAAGCGACAAAAAGAGGAAGAAGUACAGCAACAGAAAAUGGCAGAAGAGAGGCGGCGACGGAACUUACAGGAGGAGAAGGAGCGGAAGUCAGAAUGCCUGCCACCUGAACCACCCCCCGAUGAUCCUGAAAGUGUGAAGAUCAUUUUCAAGUUACCCAAUGAUUCCAGAGUAGAGAGACGAUUCCAUUUUACACAAUCUCUAACAGUAAUCCAUGACUUCCUGUUCUCCUUGAAGGAAAGCCCUGAGAAAUUUCAGAUUGAGGCCAACUUCCCUCGACGGGUGCUGCCUUGCCUUCCUUCAGAGGAGUGGCCCAACCCCCCCACGCUGCAGGAGGCCGGACUCAGCCAUACGGAAGUGCUUUUUGUUCAGGACCUUACAGACGAUUGACGCUUUUGCCCUCAGCCCCAUACCCUCUAUCCCCAAAAGAAAACAAAAUGAAAAAAAGAGAAAUUCAUAUUAUUAUAAUACAAUAUUUUUUUUAAAAGACUGCUGCAUCCUAAGAGGGCAGGGGUGGGGGGGACUGGGGAUCAGAAACCAUGCUGCCUGUAUCAACCACAACCUGUGUGGUUCAUGAGAGAGGGAACCAGCAAGUGCGUCUGUUCUACAAUCCCACUGCUUCCCUCCUGCCUGUGUACCGAGCCCCUGCUUUCCAUUCACAGGGAGGGAUACAAGAGAGAAUGCCUCUUCUGAUCGACCCAUAACCCUUUUGGUGGGAUGGGACACUCCCUCAUCUGUUCUCAUUCUUUAUAGCUUUUAUAGAAAAAUAAUAAAACCACCAACAACCAACUAUAUCCCAUCGUCUACUGAAGAAUUGCUCCUCUUGCCUCUAUGGAGAGAGGAGAUUAAGGGAAGAGAAGGGAGAGACAGAGGUGUUGCUUCAACUUCCACUAUAUAAAAAAAUUUUUUUUUGUGUUGCUUUGUAAUGACCAAAGGAAUGGGGCCGGCAUUUUUUCCCUUGAUUUUAUUUGCUAAAGAGCCAAUCUUUACCAGAUAAAUUUUUGUCCUGGGUUUCUUAGCCUACAUAGUAUAAUAAAGACUCCAUGGGUUUGUGUUGA